Molecule: messenger RNA, 1548 nt
Organism: Lichtheimia ornata
Lineage: Eukaryota; Fungi; Mucoromycota; Mucoromycetes; Mucorales; Lichtheimiaceae
Exons: 2
Coding region: 1-1548 (515 amino acids)
Biological process (GO): glucan catabolic process
Cellular component (GO): cell surface; extracellular region
Molecular function (GO): glucan endo-1,6-beta-glucosidase activity
Source: RefSeq, a predicted model, not a curated record
AUGGCUGAAAAAGUCAAGUCGUUAUUCAAAAAGGUGGAGCACUUGGGACAACCACCCCCAUUACCAAAAUCGCAAAACAUUCCACCAGCACCCCAAUUUCCACCUUACGAUGCUGUCACUGCCGAGAUGUAUCGUCAUCGAAAGCAAGUAGGAGUGAAUUUGGGCUCGUUAUUUUGUUUGGAAGGAUGGCUUGCACCAGCACAAUUAAAAUCAUGCGGAUUGCAACAUGAUUGGGAAUCCGAAAGCGACUAUCUCGAUGCUUGUCAAAGCCGCGAAUCAGCUCGAGGUGCAUUGGAGGACCAUUGGAAGACCUUUGUGACCGAAAAAGAUUUCGAGUUUCUUGCAUCCGCUGGUAUCAAUUCAGUACGUGUGCCCAUAGGCUAUUGGGUAGGAGCUGAACAUGAGGAUAUGGUGGGCCCGUUUAAGAAGUAUCAAGGCGUAUACGAUGCAGCAUGGAAUUACCUAUUGCAGCUCAUUGCCAAUGCAUCAAAGUAUCAAAUUGGUGUCCUUAUUGACUUGCAUGCAGCACCAGGCGCACAAAAUUGCGACAGCCAUUGCGGUGUAUCAUCUGGGCAGGCCCAAUUGUUUAAAUUUGCCUCGCAUAAUGCAUCCAUUGCAAUCAAGGUGUUAACACGCUUAGCCAAGACAUUUGCACCGGUCAAUAACGUGAUUGGACUUGAGCUACUUAAUGAACCAAAGGAUGAUUCAUCACUGGGUAACUUUUACACCGAAGCUGCCAAAGCGAUUCGCCAAGCAACGGGUGACAUAAGGCUACCCAUCUACAUUGGAGAUGCAUGGAAUGUAAACAAGUACAGCGAAUGGAUAGCAGGCCAUCAAAAUCAAAUCGACUUUUGUGUGCUCGACACGCAUCAAUAUUUUUGUCAUACACCAGCCGAUCAUGCAAAAACGGCUGAACAACACACAAAGCACUUGACAACAGGGCUUAAACAAAAAUUAGGUGACAAUAGCCGGCGUAUACGUGGCAACAUGGUGGUUGGUGAAUGGUCGGUGGUACUCAAUAACAAGUCGAUUCCUCAGGGGCAACAUGAUGGGCAAGUCAUGCGUGAUUUUGGGCAGGCGGAAUUAUCGGUGUGGGAUGCCACUUGUGCUGGCCAUUAUUAUUGGACGUACAAAACAGCGGAUGAUGGCUGGUAUUGGAGCUUCAUUUAUUGCUUCAAGAAUGGCAUUCUACCUCGCAACAUGGGCGGCUUUGUUGAACUACCGCAAGAUGCUGAAUCCAAGGCCAAGGCUCAAAAAGAAAACUUGCUACAAGGAGCCUAUAAUCAGCAUGCUCAAUAUUGGUCCAAUGAAAAGAAACAAGCUAUUCGUGACAAUACUUGGAGAUUCCAAAAGGGGUUCGAUGCAGGGUACGAAAUAGCCUUGCGAUUCUUUAAGGAAAGGAGCCGUAUUGGAUUCACCGGUCAACUUGCCCAUGAAUACGCUAUCCAAAAUAGCCAUGAAGGUGAUAAUGGUGUUGCUCAAGCAUGGCAAUUUGAGCAUGGCUUCGUACAAGGUGUACAGGCAGCUGAACAUGCAAUAGCUCAAUAA